Molecule: messenger RNA, 327 nt
Organism: Acaulospora colombiana
Lineage: Eukaryota; Fungi; Glomeromycota; Glomeromycetes; Diversisporales; Acaulosporaceae
Source: the annotation of a GenBank genome assembly
AUGACUGAGCAAUACGAAUCCGCCCUACAUCGAAUCCCAGGGGAAAUAUGGUCGAUAAUUUUGGAUGAAGCCAUCGAUCUCCACAAUCCACUCUUCUUCUCAACUACCUUCGAAGGGAGUGACUGGUCAGCAUACUCGAUCAGAAGAUCCUUUGAACAAGAAGAGGCACUACAAGAUCGUGCCGAGAUGCAGAGAAAGAUCAUCGGCUCCGUAUGCCGCUCAUGGCAAUCAUUCUCUCGAUCGAGACGUAGUCGUUAUGUCAGGUUAACAAUAGAUAGGGUUGGACUUCACUGCCCAGAACUUGUUAGGGGUUUCAAUUGGGAGAUU